AUGCCACAAGUACAAGGAAGUAAUAUUUUAAAAAUGUUAAAAGACGAAGCACCAGAGGACAGACGUAUUAACUCAUUUCCAGAGCCAUACAGACUAGAAUAUACUCCCUAUCACACAAUCAAUUUUAGUGAAAGGGCUUACAAGAAAUGUUUAGAAGAAAAAAUAAAUUGGCUAAAGUUGUCUAAAGUAAUAGUUAUCGGAGACGUAUCGGUUGGGAAAACUUCAAUAGUAAACAGGUUUUGUAAAAAAAUAUUUGAUUCUAAUUACAAAUCAACUAUUGGUGUGGAUUUCGAAGUAGAGCGAUUCGAUAUACUACGCGUGCCAUAUAAUUUACAAAUAUGGGAUACGGCUGGACAAGAGAGAUUUAAGUCAAUUGCUCAGUCUUAUUACAGAGGAACACAAGCAAUAAUUGUAGUAUUUGAUUAUACAAAUGUAGAGUCUUUAUAUCAUUGUAAAAAUUGGUUAAGUGAAGCUUUGACUGCGUCAUCUUCGCUAUGCCCUUUUAUAUUUUUGGUGGGAACAAAACUGGACUUAAUGAAAAAAUAUGCAUUGAAAAAUAUGGAAGUAAGUGUAAAGAAAGUUGCAAAACGGAUAAAUGCCGAGUACUGGUCAGUCUCCUCAAAAACUGGGAAAAACGUUAAUAAUCUCUUCUUCAGAAUUGCGGCGUUGUGUUUUGAGGAAUCCAUAAAAAGAGAGUUAGAACUAAAGGAAAAAGAAGUUUUAAUUGGAACGAAAUUAACAUCUUCUAACAAAAAUGACCAACGAGAGUUUAAAAGCAAGUGUGAAGGUUUAAAAUGUGUUAAAUAAAAUUUUAUCCGUC
Anoplophora glabripennis (Asian longhorned beetle) is the source of this 820-nucleotide messenger RNA. It is a transcript of the gene RabX5, whose product is annotated as ras-related protein Rab-34. NCBI's taxonomy places the organism in Eukaryota, Metazoa, Arthropoda, Insecta, Coleoptera, Cerambycidae. The transcript has 6 exons. Gene Ontology annotation, molecular function: GTPase activity; GTP binding. The coding region runs from base 1 to 807 and encodes 268 amino acids. The record is from RefSeq and is a predicted model, not a curated record.